Molecule: messenger RNA, 1359 nt
Organism: Puma concolor (puma)
Lineage: Eukaryota; Metazoa; Chordata; Mammalia; Carnivora; Felidae
Source: RefSeq, a predicted model, not a curated record
AUGUCCCCUACCCACCUGGCUGCCAAGGACCCUGUUCGCCAGGGCCUGCCUUCCAUCCUCUACCGGGGUGCCGCUUCCUGCCAGUCUUUUUACCUGACCAGGGAAAGCCUCGCCUGGAAUAAACAGGAUGCCGAGAUGACCCUGCCUCCACAGGGCACCAGGCCCCACGGUCACCGCAGAGACAGGAGCCAGCCACAAGCAGAGGCCCAAGUCCAGGACCCCGGGAGGCACCGCUCCCUGAGGCUAGGACCGAGGACUGCCCAAAGGUCCCACAGAGGGGUGGGGGUGGUGUCUUCCCAGAGCUGCCCCCACCCUUGUGCUCCCUCACCUGCAGCCCGCAGCCGCACCCGCUUCAUCUAUCAUCGGGGACCACCCACUAGGACCCACGUCUGCAGGAAGAGGGGCAAGUGGUCCAGGAUUGCAGGGGUCCGGCGGAGCCACACCCGGGUGCCAGGCUGGGCCCACAAAAGACCGAUGGGGAGCAGCCAAGAGGAGCAGCCCCCGCACCUGCCAAGCCAGUCGGGCCAAGACACACCCAUCCAUCCAUUCUCCACACACUACCGAGUGGCCGCUCAGCCCAGGCCCUGUGUCCCCCUGGGGUACAGAUCCAGAAAGGACACCACCUCCGCCCUUGAGGAGCUCACGUGGACCAGCCCAGGAUGCUUUGGGCCACAGAGAGUCCUGAAAAUGGAAGAAUUUUUCCCAGAGACCUACCGUCUGGACAUCAGGGACGAGAGAGAGGCUUUCUUCACUCUCUUUGAUGAAAAUCAGACCUGGAUCUGCAAGCCCACGGCCUCCAACCAGGGCAAAGGCAUCUUCCUGCUCAGGAACCAGGAGGAAGUCGCCGCCCUGCAAGUCAAGACCCAGAGCAUCGAGGACGACCCCAUCUACCGCAAGAUGCCGUUCCGGGCGCCUCAGGCGCGGGUCGUGCAGAGGUACAUCCAGAACCCACUGCUACUGGAUGGGAAGAAGUUUGACGUGCGUUCCUACCUGCUCAUCGCCUGUGCCAUGCCGUACAUGGUCUUCUUUGGUCACGGCUAUGCCCGCCUCACUCUCAGCCUUUAUGACCCCCAUUCCAGCGACCUCAGUGGCCACUUGACCAACCAGUUCAUGCAGAAGAAGAGCCCCCUGUACAUGCUGCUCAAGGAGGACACGGUAUGGAGCAUGGACCACCUCAACCGCUACAUCAACGACAAAUUCCAGAAGACCAAGGGACUCCCUAGGGACUGGGUCUUUACUACCUUUACGGUCCGUGUGCUUCUUCCCGGUGCCAGCCUGUGCACAUCCCAGCAACUGGGAGCAGCCAGGGACCCCCUGCCUCUGGAUAGCUCCCUGCAGCUGCCCGAGGGCCAAGGCUGA